Molecule: messenger RNA, 2091 nt
Organism: Dovyalis caffra
Lineage: Eukaryota; Viridiplantae; Streptophyta; Magnoliopsida; Malpighiales; Salicaceae
Source: the annotation of a GenBank genome assembly
AUGCGAAUCUCCGGGGAGAAAAAUGGCGGUGGUGAUGACGAGUCAGGGGCGAGUUUGUACCCAGUCUUGGUGGAUCGGUGUUUGAGUCUUGAAGCGAGUCACGCAAAGUUGAAACAGCAAAUGAGUAAACUUAUGAAGACUGAUGAGAAAAGAAAAAUGAUUUAUAGUGAGGUUGUGGCUAUGUCAGAUGCUGGUGAGGUGAUGUCAGAUUCCUGUUGGGGGUGUAUUCCUGGACACUUCACUACUGGGAGUCCUUAUAAGAGCGUUCUGGAGUCCAUUGGUCAUGCUGUUCAUAUGUGUAGUGCUUCCUCAGGAGAAAUUGUAUAUUGGAAUCGUUCUGCUGAAAAUCUAUAUGGAUGGAAAGACUAUGAAGUCCUCGGACAAAGUGUUACCGAACUCCUUAUAGCUGAAGAUCAUUAUGCGCGUCUGAAGAAGAUAAUGGAAAGGCUGAGCUUUGGACAAUCAUGGUCUGGUCAGUUUCCAUUUAAGAAAAGAUCGGGUGACUUAUUUAUGGCGAUGGUCACAAAAAGCCCCUUGUAUGAGGACGGUGAGCUUGCUGGUAUUGUCACUGUUUCAAGUGAUGCAGCAAUAUUUAACACUGCAGACUCAGAAAACCUGAGAAGACAUCAAGAUCGUGCUAGAUUACCAAGGAUAAACUUGAAAAAGAUUCAAUGGAACCCGCGACCGCCAAUUGCGCCGGUGCCACAGAUUGCAUCGUCAGUUUCCAAUCUGGCCUCAAAACUAUUGGCUCGAAAAAAUGGUGAUAACACAUGUAAUGAACAUGGAAAUUCUGCAGACAAAGAACAUACUGCAACAGAUACUCGGAACUUAAGAUCGGAGAUGCCCGGUGAACUAGAGGCGAAACUCAAUUCUGAUUUCCAAGAUGCGAAGAGCCCUCAAAAAGAUGAAUCUCUGUUUGAAUUCGUUCAACCUUCUAAAAUUGCAGCUAAGGUGUUGGCAAAGCUGAAUAUCAAAGGCAUUGGCGACCUUGGAAAAGAAAAUGAUGCCAGUGCUCAACAGGAUGGCCCUCGAAAUGUUGCACAAAGAAAUGAAGCGAUGCUUGAAACUAAUGAUCUUGCAAGUCCGAAGGCACCACCUUCUCACUACUGCAACAAUGAUGCUGGAAAAGAAAUUCCACGGAGAAUAGAUUCCACCUUGGAAUUUAAAAGGGUGUGUCCAAAUGCAUAUGCAAGCCCUAAUGCUUCGGAAGAGAAUUGUCUUGUAGCCUCUUGCACAGAACGCAAUGAACGUCAUGGGCUAGCUAAACCAGGAGAUCAGCUGCAAAAACUGGUCUGCCAACAGAAUGGGAAUGAAUUGGAGCCAGAAGCAUCAAAAUUUGAAUCCUCCGGGGUAGAAGAUGAUACACAACGACAGGCAGAUGGUAGACAGUUUCCAAGUCAUGCGGAGAGUACUGUUGGCAGCCUUGGAAGUUCAUCAAGCAAAGGGGAUCACGAUUCAAAUUGUGUGGUGGACUGUGAGAUUCAGUGGGAAGACCUACAACUGGGAGAGGAGAUUGGGCAAGGAGUAUAUUCACCAGAACGACUUGCCAUUGUCACGGAGUUCUUACCCAGGGGAAGUCUUUUCAAGACACUUCACAAAAACAGCCAGGCCUUGGACAUUAGGCGGCGUCUGAAGAUGGCCCUUGACGUUGCUAGAGGCAUGAACUAUUUGCAUCAUAGAAAUCCACCUAUAGUGCAUGGAGACCUAAAAUCUUCUAAUCUGCUUGUUGAUAAAAACUGGACUGUCAAGGUUGGAGACUUUGGCCUGUCGAAGUGGAAGUAUGCAACCUUCUUAACUGCAAAAUCUGGAAGAGGAACUCCUCAAUGGAUGGCCCCUGAAGUCCUCCGAAAUGAACCUUCAAAUGAAAAGUCUGAUGUGUUCAGCUUCGGUGUCAUCCUAUGGGAACUAAUGACUCUGUCCAUUCCAUGGAUCAAGUUAAAUUCCUUACAGAAGAGAUUGAACCGUCCGGGUCAAUGGGCUUGCCUGUCCAUGAAAAAAAUGUUACUGUUCAUCGGGAUUCUACAGGGUCAAUUGUCUAAUAAGUGGUCUUUUUCCAUAACUGAAUUCGCUUGUGUCCGGUUCACCAGUUAG